This is a messenger RNA of Rotaria sp. Silwood1, 588 nucleotides long. NCBI's taxonomy places the organism in Eukaryota, Metazoa, Rotifera, Eurotatoria, Philodinida, Philodinidae. The record is from the annotation of a GenBank genome assembly.
AUGUCUUCUUCACAAACUGCUCUUGUUGUUGGUCUUGGUGGUGUCACUAAUGGUGGUAAAACAACCAUAUGUCAGUUUCUUGAACGUGUAUUUUCUUCUAAUAAAUACAAUCUUAAUGUAAAGUCAUUACAUCUCGAUGAUUAUUUUCGUUCAAAUGAUGAUCCACAACACAUACAUCUGGAUAAAUUUAAUCAUCAUGAUUGGGAUUGUUUAAAUGCACUUGAUAUAGAUCGAUUUAUUAAAGAUGUUCAAUCUAUUCGUUUGAAAUGUAAUCUUUUACUAAUUGAAGGAUUUCUUAUAUUUAACAUAGUACGUUCAUCAAAAGAUGAUUAUCAAUAUGAUUUAGCUUAUUAUUUUGAUUUACCAUAUGAAGAAUGUCGAAAACGACGAUACGAGCGAAAUUAUGAUCCACCAGAUCCAGAAGGUUAUUUUGAAGAACAUGUUUGGGACGCUUAUAUUGAAGCAAAGAAAGACGCAAUCGAACAAAAUAAAGACAUAAAAUUAAAGUUUGUCGAUACAACUAAAGAACCAUUUGAAAAAAUUCAAGAAAAAAUUAUUAAAGAUAUUGAAACAGUUUUGAAACUUUAA